This is a messenger RNA of Chrysoperla carnea, 4828 nucleotides long. RefSeq names its product glucose-6-phosphate 1-dehydrogenase (gene Zw). Gene Ontology annotation, molecular function: NADP binding; glucose-6-phosphate dehydrogenase activity. Lineage: Eukaryota; Metazoa; Arthropoda; Insecta; Neuroptera; Chrysopidae. The transcript has 9 exons. Gene Ontology annotation, cellular component: cytosol. The record is from RefSeq and is a predicted model, not a curated record. Bases 170 to 1753 code for a protein of 527 amino acids. Gene Ontology annotation, biological process: glucose metabolic process; pentose-phosphate shunt, oxidative branch.
GAUUGUUUCAAAUGUGUUUGAAAGUUUAAUCCGUGUAGUUUAAUGUUGAAUGAAGGUUAAAAAAUAACUUUGGAAUCAGAAAACUAAAAAAAUAUACAACUUUUUUUCAAAAUAAGUUUUAAGUGAAUAAAAAAAAUUUUGUGAUUCGGUGAAAAAUUAAAAAAAAAAGAUGACUUCAAAACAAGAGUGUAAUUCUAAUAUCUCGCCAGAAUCGUGUUUGGCGUUGAUUCGAAAAUCACUAAAAUCGAAAAAUAUGGACAGUGAAGGAGGACAUUUUGAUGGAAAUAUGCCACAUUUAUUUGUUGUAUUAGGUGCAUCGGGUGAUCUAGCAAAAAAGAAAAUUUAUCCAACGUUAUGGUGGUUAUUCCGAGAUAAUUUAUUGCCAACCGAAACAGUUUUUUAUGGAUAUGCACGAAGUAAGUUGACUAUCGAUGAACUGAAACAGCAAUGUCAUCAAUAUAUGAAGGUAAAACCAGAAGAAGAAGAAAGAUACGAACAAUUUUGGAACUUAAAUCAGUAUUUUGCGGGUCAAUAUGAUUCAAGAAAAGAUUUUGAAAUGUUAAAUCAAGAAUUAUUGGUACAUGAACGAGGCGUUCCAAAAGCGAAUCGAUUAUUUUAUUUAGCAUUACCGCCAUCAGUGUUUGAACCGGUUACAGUACACAUUAAAAAUGCCUGUAUGGGACAAAAGGGUUGGACACGAAUUAUAAUAGAAAAACCAUUUGGCAGAGAUGCAGCUACAUCCGCAAAACUUUCCGAUCAUUUAGCAUCAUUAUUCUCAGAAGAACAAAUUUAUCGUAUCGAUCAUUAUUUAGGCAAAGAAAUGGUACAAAACUUAAUGACCUUACGAUUCAGUAAUCGUAUAUUUGGUCCAACAUGGAAUCGUGAUAAUAUUGCAUCAGUACAAAUUACAUUUAAGGAACCAUUUGGCACACAUGGCCGUGGUGGAUAUUUCGAUACAUUCGGUAUAAUUCGAGAUGUUAUGCAAAAUCAUUUACUGCAAAUAUUAAGUUUAGUUGCGAUGGAAAAGCCAGCAACUGUACAUCCAGAUGAUAUUCGAAAUGAAAAGGUAAAAGUUCUUCGUAGUAUCAGAGAAUUGACUCAAGAUGAUGUCAUUAUAGGACAAUAUGUAGGCGAUCCAGAAGGAACAGGUGAAGCGAAAUAUGGUUACUUAGACGAUGAGACUGUUGUAAAUAAAGAUUCAGUAACUCCUACUUAUGCAUUGGCUGUCUUGAAUAUAAACAAUGAACGAUGGGAUGGUGUUCCAUUUAUCUUACGAUGUGGAAAAGCCUUAAAUGAACGUAAAGCCGAAGUAAGAAUUCAAUACCGUGAUGUACCUGGUGAUAUUUUCGAAGGUAAACCAAAACGUAAUGAAUUAGUAAUUCGAGUACAACCUGGUGAGGCACUUUACUUGAAACUUAUGUGCAAAACACCUGGUAUGACAUUCGACAUGGAAGAAACGGAAUUAGAUCUCACAUACGGCUCUCGCUAUAAGGAUGCAAAAUUACCCGAUGCUUACGAACGUUUAAUUUUAGACGUAUUUUGUGGUUCCCAAAUGCAUUUUGUACGAUCUGAUGAAUUACGUGAAGCAUGGCGAAUUUUCACACCUUUGUUACAUGACAUUGAAGAAAGUAAAAUUAAACCAACGCAAUACAAAUACGGAUCACGUGGACCUCCUGAAGCAGAUCAAUUUUUACGUGAACAUAAUUAUAUAUACUCAGGAUCUUAUAAAUGGAUUCAACCAUCACAUUUAUAAAAUUCCAAUCAUCAAAACAUUCCUAUAGUGAUGGAUUCAUGGAGACGAGACGGAUGGCAGUCAGUUGGAACUCUCAAAAAAAAAGUACUUACGUAGAUAUCUAGAAUUGUGAAUACUUCAAAAGUGCAAUUCUAGUUUUAAAGCAAAAAAUUCCAAGUUCCAAGUUAAAAGCUUAGAAAAUAUACAACUCGAAGUUUUACCCUCUACAUUUCAAUAUCAGUAGCAUAAUUUAAUAAUGCCCAAGAAUCUAGAAAACACGAAUUUUACAGAAUUUUUGCAGGGUAUUUUUCAUUUUCAAAUCGAAAAUUUGAAAGCUUCGGAAGUUCAUAGUUAUAGUAUAGAAUUAUAUUAGUUAUGUCUGUAGGAAAUAAUGUUUCGCUAAUUAUGAUAUUAUGUGAAAUUGUCAGAAAGUCUAAACGAUACGGAUUGUAUAGUAUGGGCUCAGUUCGAUUGAGACGUAACGCAACCAAAUCGGUGACAAUGGGUGACAAAUAAAGUUCCAUUUUCGGUGAUAUUUUUAUAUAUGUGUUAACUAGCUCGACCCUUAUGGAAUUCCGCAGUGCGGUAAUCGUGGCAAAAACAGGCUAGAGAAGUAAUAUAUAACCGAUAAUUUACUUUCUUUUAUUUACAGGCAAUUUUAUUACAGAUAUGAUAUAUAAAUUACAUAAUGAACAAACAAAAAUCUUUAUAUUAUUUCUCUAGCCUGUUUUUUCCUAGGCGAUACAUUUUUAGAAGUCUAUUUCGCGUGGACAGGGAAAAACAUACUAGUGAAAUAAUAUACAAGAUGUUGGUGUUUUUUCCAGAGUGUCAUGUAUUGUGGACAAAUGACAAGUGAAAACAUCCCGAUUAACAAAAAUGACGAAAUAUUUCAUCGAUGAAGGUGUAUGAAUGAGAGGUUUUUCAUUUCAAAUGAUAUUUUUUAUUGAACAUUACAUUAUAAUUGCUCAAAUUUUGAAUAUACAUUUUAAUUAAUAAAUUUUCGGCAUAUUUUCUCACUAAUCUCUGGCAUAUUUUCUCACUAAAUUCUCACUAAUUUAAUUUCCCCCAGUCCUACGCACAGAUAAUAUUAUUCACCUCUGUAGGUACUUUUUGUAAUUUUCUUUGCUGAAAAUAUUAUUAUUAUUAGAUCAUCUAUAGUUUUAGAAUCAUUAGCGUAAAAAUUUGCCUAUUUCAAAAUUAUCAAGAAAAUAUUAUUAGAAGUCCGCAAACGAGCAAAAUUUGUCCAUUUGUUUUGCCACAAAUUAUAAACCUUAAGUUUGUGUCCAGUGACUUUUUCGUAGGAAAAAUUUUCCGUAAUAUUUUUUGAAUUAAAAAUAAAAAUUUUAAAUGAAGAGCUAAUUACGAAAUUUUAUUAAAACUGUUAGAGGGCAAUACUUAAAAUACAUCAAAAUUAAAAUUUCCUUUGAAAUAAAAACAACAUGGGUUUGUUUUACAAUUUUUAUUACUAAAAAAAAUUAUCUAUUUGCUAAGAUAAAUGUCAUAAGCUAUUAAAAAUUCUUAAACGCAAUCAUAAUAAUUAUGUCGUUACAACCAUAAGAAGAGAAUUUUGAAGAAUAUUGGCAAAAAAUCACACAAUUAGACAAAUCUUAACGUCGAAUCAGUGGCGUAGCUCGCCUUGGAAGGACAGUGUAUCAAAAUUAGUUGGGGGAUGGCACAAAUGGAGCUUCGGGCACCCUUUGGUUUUAAAAUAAGAUAGGGGUGCAUUUAUAUGCUGCUGUGAGCUCACAUGGUAAAAUAUACAUUGUAAAAAAUUAGCCCGGAGGCCCCGUAUCAUUGAUACGACGGUAGUUACGUCCCUGCAUCGAAUACAAUUAAUAAAGAAAUAUCGAACGAUUGUUUUCUACAAAUUUAUGCAUUAUGUGUAGCAUUCCCCGCAUCACAUGUACACCGUUUAUACAUCAUAACAAAAAAUUUUCUAAAAAAAUAUAGAUAAAAUUAACGACAAUAAUAAUAAUAAUAAGAUAAAAGAAGGGUACCGCAAGUGGGUCUCUAGCACCUAGACCAAGAUGCCUCUGUGCCCUCUUUGAGAACGACCUAUCACCCGAACUCGAGGCGUCUUCGGGUAAUUUACGACAAAAAAUUAUACCAAAAAUCAAUGAGCACUUAUUAUUUCACUAUUGCACAAAAUAGGUGAAAUUUAAUGAAGUUAUAAAACUUUUGUUGAGGAUUUGAAGUAAAAAUAUCCCCAAAGAAAAAAGACAAUAGACGUUAAAUUGUAAGAUCUAGGGGAUCAAUUAACGCCUACUUUAAGAGAUAUUAUACGAUUGCACGUUCAAAUAUAAAAUAUUUUGUCAUUUUCGUUAACCGAAAUGUUUCACUUGUCAAAAUAGAGGACGUAGUACAAAACGCCAAAAAGGUAGCACAUUCAAAAUAUGGAACUUCUUUUACAAUCAGUAUAGAAUCAUAUAAACAAACAGGGCGGUAGUGGUUAUCAUAAAAUCCAAUGACAUUGUUCCGAAGAACCUAUAGGAAACUAUUUAUGUAUUUAGGUAGCUGCUUCAAGUUGUAUAUUUUAUAACGUUGAAACUAAAGAAAAAAAGACACGUAAAAGCCUUAAUUCUCAUUUGUAUUCAGUCCUUUUUAAAUUCAUCACUGAUAUAAUUCAUUCCAUUAAUACUCUUUUUAAGAAGCAUUUCAUUUGCAUAUCUUUCUUUUAAGUUUUUUUAAUUUUUAAAGAAAAUACUCUGGUUUUUAUGAAUGUUUUUUGAUAACGGUAUGAAAUAUUUUGAAAAAAAACCAUAUAAUUGAAGAAAACACAAAAAUUUGAGGUAUUGUAGGUUUGUGUAACCCAAAUCACUUAAACUUGACCUCACAUUUUUUUUUUAUUCGAACGAUUAUACUUAAGAAAGUACGAGCACCAAAACAAUUUUAAAUAAAGAGCUUGAUUCAUUUUUAUAUGAAGUUGGACUAAGUUUAAAUCAAUUCUGAAAAUUUUAGGAAGGGGGUGGUGUUGUUUGUGCGUUUAUUUUAAUGAAUAAAGACUUCGAAAGUAGGAAUAUUUAACAUUGAUCAUAUGGGAAAACGAUAAAUGGAUAAUAUGUUUUCAUAGAUUUCUCCAAAACUAGUUGGUGGAAA